Molecule: messenger RNA, 1221 nt
Organism: Acomys russatus (golden spiny mouse)
Lineage: Eukaryota; Metazoa; Chordata; Mammalia; Rodentia; Muridae
Gene: Cabs1
Product: calcium binding protein, spermatid associated 1
Exons: 1
Coding region: 1-1179 (392 amino acids)
Biological process (GO): spermatogenesis
Cellular component (GO): mitochondrial inner membrane; motile cilium
Molecular function (GO): calcium ion binding
Source: RefSeq, a predicted model, not a curated record
AUGGCUGAAGAUGGAUCGCCCAAAAUUUAUUCUCAUCCUCCGAGGGAGAACAGUAAAACGCCCACGGAAGCAGCCAUUUUCUUCGGGGCCGACACCAUUCUUAAAUCAGAAACAACUAUUACGUCCGAAGGAGACCACAUCACUUCGGUAAAUGACGGCACGCCAGAUGGUGACUUUUCAACUACGGCCAACAAGCCCACACCUACGAAAGAAAAACUCAAAUUAGAAGAUGACAUUGAGGCCAGUCUGAAGUCAACACCCCUUCCAGAGAAAGAAACUACCACUCCGACUGAAACUGCAAACUCCAAAACUAAGGAGUCGAUUACUGAAAAUUUCAUUCCAGUGAAAAUUGGAAACAUCUCAGGCCCAGUUGGUACUGUUUCUUUAAUAGAUUUUUCUAGCAACAUUGGAAAAGAAGACAUCCUCUUAGCCACCAUUGACAUGGAAGACAAAGAAGUCCUACCCACUCCUGAGCCCCCUGGCACCCUGGAGGACAGCACUGCCCAUGACGAGGACACCUCUGCACUGUCAGAUGAAAACACGGAAACUGAGGUUAGUUCCCCAAUCAAUGCCGACGUGCCUGAUGAUGGAACAGUCCAGGACACUGACUCCUUGAGUCCGGAAGCUGAAAUCCCUCCCUCUACUGAGAAAGAAGAGGUCACCACCAUUCCAGACAUAACCACCAUUGCAGAAGAGAAAAUAACAGAGAUCGACCUGAUUGUUUCAGAAGAGAGCCCCAGAGUUGUGACUAAAUUAACGGACUCAGAUGAGGAAAAAUUUAUCACUGUUUUUGAACUCACUAACUCUGCUGAGAAAGCCAAAGAUAACCCAGAAGAUACCUUAACUGACGAGGAAUCGACUGAUGGUGUUAAUGCUUGGAUGGAGAAAGAGACUGUAAAUGAGGCAGACUCCCAUUCUGUUUUGCUUACUGCUGUGGAAUCCAGGUACGACUUCAUUGUCCCUGCCUCGAAAACUAAGACCGUCAGGGAGGAAUCAACCGAUAACACCGCAGAAGAUCUGUCUGAAAAUGAUACAAUAGAAUCGGUAACUGAGGUCAUGGAGGAGUUUCCUGUGGUGACCUCUAUAGUCGAUUGCCCUAACCACAAGGAGGACCCCUCCACCACUGACUCUGGUAUCUUCAAACUGCUGAAAGAAGAUCCGGAUGAGCUCAUGAUGUAAAACCAGUGACGUAAGGGAGGCCACGUAGAAGUGCGCCAUGGG